This is a messenger RNA of Caenorhabditis remanei, 3084 nucleotides long. RefSeq lists its product as uncharacterized. The record is from RefSeq and is a predicted model, not a curated record. NCBI's taxonomy places the organism in Eukaryota, Metazoa, Nematoda, Chromadorea, Rhabditida, Rhabditidae. Bases 1 to 3084 code for a protein of 1027 amino acids. The transcript is spliced from 24 exons.
AUGCUGGAAGCUUUUUUGAGCAGAAUGCUCGAAAUUUCCCAGGCGGCUGUGGUCUUCAAAUCAAUAAAAAAUGAGAUCUUGGCGUUCUUUGAAAGUUUAUCUUUAUCUUUACCGGAACGACCUCGACUAAUUGAUUUCGAAAACAGAGUUAUUGAAGAAUUAGAAAAGGAAAUUGAUGUUAGACAACGAUUUACUGGAAUCGAUGUAUUAAAGAUGAUCCAUGUAUUCAGGCUGGAAAUGUCGGAUUCAUGUUAUGAAAAAAUACUAUGUUUGGGUAAAUUGAGCCUCAGUGAAGAAAAGAAGAUCAUAUCAUUUUCAUCGAAUGAUCGAAGCUUCCGGAUAAAGGAACCAACACCGGAAAUUAUCAUAGAAUUCAUGACUACAAUAUGCGAUACGCUCCACCAAUUCAAAACCUUUGUGGAUUUAGCUAAUAGGUUCCAACAGUGGAGAAAAAGAAAAUUUUGGGGACCAGUGGACCACCAUUCAUUUGUGAAUCUAUUCACAAAACUAACUGAAAGGAUUUCUGAAGCAGUCCCCUUCUAUCACUGCCUCAAUCUACAAAAGAAGAUUGAUAACAAGGAAAUAAUAGAUGGACCUUAUUUGAUGAAACUUCGAACUUAUUUCAUCAACGUUGAUCUAGCCGAUUGGCCACAUGAAGAUAUUGUAAUUAGUUUUAGUGCGCCGUCCAAUUGUUUCGAUGCGUUUCGUGAGAAGUUACUUGAAAUACGAAUCAUCAAAGAAGAAAUAUUUGAAACUGAAGAAGUGGGGUCAUCAAAUCCAAAAGGACAAAGUGAGGCUCUUGAAGAUGAAGCUCCAAUGACCAAAAAGGCUAAAAUUGACAACCAGUCACAAUCCAAUUCUCCACACCAACAACAAAACUUGGACACUUUGGAUGCUUCGUUAGACCAGUGUGUCUCUUCGAUAGAUGCAGAUGUGACUGGCCCGUCUACAUCGGGAAAUAUUAUUUCAGAAGAAAACAUAUCGAAUGAUACUCUGAUGGCUGUUGUUCCUUAUUUUUGUCAUUUUGAUGAUCAUGAUUAUCUCCAAUAUAAGGUCGACUUCAUACAAGAACAACAAGAUUUGGAGCCAGUUUCACCGGAACAACAAAUUGAAUCCACAUCUACGUUAGACGAACAUCCGAGUGGAGCUUCAAAUCCAGUUGACGAAAUUGGAGAAGCAAAUCCCUUCGAGAUGGGUAAUGGGCAUCCGAUGGCAAACGGUUCAAUUGGCUUUCUAGAGGAGACUGGAAAUAUCAUAUCUGAUGAGGAACUGAAACCAUCGUCCUCUAACCAGAAACAAGCUGAUGAAGCCUUGCGCCCAGUUCACCAAUCGGAGGUAAUGACCACACAGAAACAAGGAGAAAGUUGCAAUAAAGAGCAACUCAACAAGUUUCUGGAGCUUAUUGAUCAAAUGGUGGCUGCGUUACAAAAAAAUAAUGACACUAUUAACAUCGUCGUUAGCGACGAAUAUUCGAAACUUACAACAAAACCAUUUAUUUCGUUUUUGACAAGAGUUUUUAACUUACUGCGAAACGGCCGCCAGCAUAAGUUUGUUGAUUUAGACAAACGAAUCCUGAUUUAUUUCGCUCAAUAUCAACCCCUCCAUGAAAGCAUAAUCGCCGAGUUAAUUUCAACAGAACGAAUCGACGAUUUUGAGCUUGACUGGCAGGGAAGGAUUACUUACUACCAAUCAGGAGAGUGGCGGCUCGGGGAGAAAAGUAACGUUCAUCAAUCGUUCAAAUUCUUUUGGAAGGAUACAACACCUCUUCAAAGAGAGUUACUAAUUUUGUUGGCAGAUCUCAGCUCACGGAGAAGCUCGAUCAUGUCACUAGAGGAAGUCAUCGAUGAAUUUCAAAAGAUCAAUGCAGAUAUCAGCGACAAUAUAAUUUUUCAAGAGCUUAUCAAUCUGCUUCCCAAACUUCAUCUUGCUCCACAGUAUAGUGUUAAAACGAGAGUUCAAAUGAUUUUCUUGACCCAAUCCAAUCUUAACAAGCAAUUCAAGGCAGAGCUCGACAAAUAUGGCAAGUUGGACUGCGAUGAGUGUAGAAAGAUAGUAAAGUUUGUUACGUCAGAUGACACUUUGAAAAAUCACAAUUGGUCUCUGUCUCUGCAUCGAGACUCUGAAAUAUCAUCUUCAAAUAUGGAUGAGUAUAAUACCACAAUAACUCGACAGAGUCAUCCGUUACUCACUGAUGCAACCUCGCUGCCAGUUCAGGAACGAGGAGAACGGAAUGCGUUCCCGUACAACCAAGUCAUUGAUUCACUUCAUACCAGCUUCUCGAAAUCGGCGUCUAAUGAGAAACCAAUGAAAACUAAUUCCCAAUUCAGUAAUGAAGAAACUGAUGAUUUGAUGGACUAUGUAUUAGGCGAAAUCGAGAAACAUGAAGAUUCUUUCCGCAUGGCAACAACGUGCAAAACGUAUCGAUUGAUGAAAAAAUCUGAAAGAGGAGAAAGUGCAUUGAUCAAAAAAGUACAAAAAGAAAUACGAGGUCGACUUCAAUGUCCGGAUUACUCAGUGGAGGAGAGAAUUUUUAUUAAUUGGUGUCUUAAAUGGCCUCUUCACAACACCAUAGUCAAGGAAUUGAUAUUAAACAAAGAAAUCGAUAACUUUGAAAUUGAUGAGAAAGGUCUCCUCGUUUACUAUGAGUCACCGGAAGAAGGAGGAUUGAGUUUGGGAAUUAAAAGUAAAAAUCCAUCUGUGCACCACCAAUUCUGGAUAAACGCCACGGAAAUUCAGAAGAAAUUGCUGAAUAUCCUGUCAAGCAAAAGGGCAUUAAUAUCGACAGAUGAAAUUAUUGAAGAAUAUCAAGAACAAAACGCGCCGCUUGACAAAGAGCAGAUUCUUGACGAACUGAACCAGCUCCUUCCAAAUCUCCAUUUAGCUCGUCAAUAUGAUUUGAAAACGAGGGCUAAAAUGGUAUUUUGGACACAAUCGAAGCUCCAUGAAAUGUUUGAGAAAGAAUUGAGACAACAUGGAAAGCUAACUCUCGACAACACUCGACGCGUUGUGAAAUAUGUCACUAGCCGGUACACCAAGAAGAUCUACAAAUGGUCUUUAUCCUUCCAAAGAGAAACACCAGAAUAA